Messenger RNA from Acanthisitta chloris (rifleman), 725 nucleotides. RefSeq names its product transmembrane protein 41A (gene TMEM41A). The transcript has 3 exons. NCBI's taxonomy places the organism in Eukaryota, Metazoa, Chordata, Aves, Passeriformes, Acanthisittidae. The record is from RefSeq and is a predicted model, not a curated record. The annotation marks the transcript as partial.
AACGUGCUGGCCGGGGCGCUGUUCGGGCCGUGGACUGGGCUGGUGCUCUGCUCCGUCCUUACGUCGGUGGGAGCCUCCUUCUGCUACCUGCUCUCUGCUGCCUUCGGCAAGCAGCUCGUCGUGCACUACUUCCCUGAGAAAGUGGCUCUGCUGCAAGGGAAGCUAGAAGAGAACAGGAGCUGCUUAUUUUUCUUCUUGUUGUUCCUGAGGCUGUUCCCCAUGACACCAAACUGGUUUCUGAACCUCUCGGCUCCCAUUUUAAACGUCCCUGUGUCCCAGUUCUUCUUCUCCGUGCUGAUCGGCCUUACACCUUACAACUUCAUCUGUGUGCAGACAGGAUCCAUUCUGUCCCAAAUCACCUCUCUGGAUGCCAUUUUCUCCUGGGACACUCUGCUCAAACUGCUGGGCAUGGCCCUAGCAGCACUGAUACCAGGGACUCUCAUCAAGAGAUACAGCAAGAAGCACCUGAAGUUGGACGGGGACAAGCAAACUCAGGCAGUCAAUGGCAAAAAGAGCUUUUGAUGGCUCAGGUGCCCCAGUUUUGGGGUAAAAGCUGCAAGUCUGUGCUCUUGGGGGUCAUACUCUGCAUGCUCUGUGCCACCAAGGACCGUGGCAGUUUUUAAUCGUCCUUCUCACCUCAGAGGAGGUGUAAGGGUCCUCUUCUUAAUGAAUGUUUACCUGUGCAUGUCUCUGCAGUGAGAGUGCUGCAGAGGCUUUGUGAACAC